Molecule: messenger RNA, 354 nt
Organism: Clonostachys rhizophaga
Lineage: Eukaryota; Fungi; Ascomycota; Sordariomycetes; Hypocreales; Bionectriaceae
Source: the annotation of a GenBank genome assembly
AUGUCGAUUCCAGGCUUGGGCCAGAUCCCGCAACAGCCCGAGACCGCCUCUACCCGCAUCGUCGCCCUCCGACCAGGCUGGGAAUGGCGCUUCCACGCCCCCACGGCCUCGCCCCUCGUCAUCAAGAUCGUCUCCGGCACGGCUGAGAAGGACGGCAUCGAGCUCGCCCCCCGCAACGCCUACACCUUCCGGGCCGCCCGCUCCAGGAUCCUCACAUGGCAGGGCUGCGAGAUCGAGGUCGACGGCCGCACCGACCACGACUCGGUCGCGCCCUACGCCAGCCCGGCCGAGAACCCCGCCAACGCCCUCCUGAACCUCCACGCGCAGCUCAACGACAUGCGCGCCGCCGCCGCC